Molecule: messenger RNA, 2354 nt
Organism: Tetrahymena thermophila SB210
Lineage: Eukaryota; Ciliophora; Oligohymenophorea; Hymenostomatida; Tetrahymenidae
Product: tubulin-tyrosine ligase family protein
Exons: 1
Biological process (GO): protein modification process
Molecular function (GO): metal ion binding; ATP binding
Source: RefSeq, a predicted model, not a curated record
CGUUUUUAGAAAUUUGUAAAUAAAUAAUUACAGAAGAUUUAUUUGGUUGUAUCUUUAAAACAAAUAUGAAUAUUAAGUGUUAUCAUUUCUUACCAAUUUUACUAAGCUUUAUUUUUGGGAUGUGGUAUGUGCAUUUCAAAAAUAAAAACAUAGAAAUUCCUAAUUUAGAUCCUAUUAAAUAUGAAUUUGAUUGGCUUAGACUUUACAAUUUGAUGGAAGAAGAUUAUUUCAAACAGAAUCAAAUGAGUUUGAAUUUUAGAUAUUUUUUGCCAAGGACUUACUUUUUUAUUCCAAAUCAUAUGAAGUAGUUCUAUUAAGAGCCUUUAUACAAUGAGGAUCUUUUAGAUCCUGUUUAUGGGUUAAAUCAAACUUUUACAGAAAAAAAGAUUCAAUUUAGUUAAGCAAUAGGAAGAAAUGUUUUAAAAAAUUCUAGAUUUUCUAGUUUUAUGAAAAAAUAAUUAGAUAACAAUGGCUAUGAUAUAUUAAUGUUUUAAAAGUAAGUAGAUUUGAAUAAAAAUAUAUUGUAAAAUAAUAGAUUCUUAAAGGCUUUUUGUAUUAACAACAAAAUUUACUCCUCAAUUGAUGAUAAAAUAAUAAAUUAAUUCUUUUAAAAUGAAGAUAGUGCUGUGCUAAUAAAUAGAAUUCUUGAGAUUCAAAAGUAUUUAAGUAAAUUUAUAAUAAUGAAAAAUAGGAGGUGCAUUAAUUUUAACAUGUUCGAAAUAGAAAUACUAUUUACUUAAUAAGAAGGCAAAUACAAAAGACCUUAUGUUGAUAAUAUUUUUAAUGUUAAAAAGGUUUAAACAAAUAAUAUUGAUAUUUCUAAAUUAGUAGAAAUAAAUAUCAGUAAAAACUACAUUCAAAAUGAUACAAAGUAUAAAAUAUUUAGUUAUGAUUAUGACUUUCGAUUAAAAAGAAUUAUCCAUUAAUGUGUUAGCAACUAUAAAUAUCAUUACCAAUGGAUAAAAUAAUAAGCAGAUCUUCUUUAUUUAGAGCCUAUUUGUGAUCAAAAUAGUAAUAAAUUAGCUGAGGUAAAUAAAAUAUAUAGACGCUCUGAUAUAUUGCUAAUGAAAAAGCUUGAUAGAUUCAUUUUAAUUUAAAAUUUAACUAUUUACAAUUUUUUGAUGAAUUCAGAUAUUGUGAAUAAUAAACUUCAUUUUUAUUAAAUUGCUCAUCAGCUAGAUUAAGAAAAUCGCAAAUAUGACUUUUCACUUUCUAAAUUUCUCCCAAAGACAUAUGCAUUUAAUUUAAGUAGCAAUAAUUAUACCUAAUAAGAAGAGGAAUUUAUGAACUUAUUGGAAAGCGAAAUGUGGAUUAGCAAGCCACUAGAUCAAUUGGGAGGAAAAGGAAUUAAAGUUUAUUAAAAUUCAAGCCAAAUUAAGGAGCAUAUAAAAAAAAUAAAACAAGAGAGUACAAAUUAAACAGAAGAAGAUCAGUAAGUAAUAGUCUAAAGAUAUAUUUAAAAUCCACUUUUGGUCAAUAAGAAAAAAUUUGAUAUUCGCUCUUAUGUAAUUGUUGUCUCUACUGAUCCAUACAUAGUUUACUUCCUCAAUGGCUACGUAAGACUGACAAUAAAUGAUUACAAUAAAAAUGACACAGAUCUUUUAACACAUUUAGUGAAUACAAAUAUUCAGAAAAAACAUCCUUAAUUUAAUUCAAAAAAAGAUGAUUCACAUUGGGAGCUACAUAAAUUUGAGUCUGCCUUGAAAUAAUAAUAUAAUAUGACAGACGAAGAUAUUCAAAUUAAAAUUUAUAAUCAAAUGAAAAAAGCAAGUGCUUACCUUUUUAAAGGAUUAGAAUAGUAUUUUAAUGUAUUUACAGCUAAUUUCUAAAUAUUUGGACUGGAUUUCAUGUUUGAUGAAGAUUUUAAUCAAUAUUUUAUAGAAGUUAAUGAAAUUCCUUAAUUACUUGGUUAGACUUCAACACAUAGAAAUGUAUGUCCAGAAAUAGUCUCAUAAUAACUUGAUAGUAGUCUUUAUGCAAAUGGCUAAAUAUUGAAAGGUGAAGAAAUUGAUAUGAAAGUUCUCCAAAAUAAAUGCAAGAAUUGUGACUUGCUUAUCAACUAAGAACAAAUAUUCUAUGUAAAUGAAAUUAAUGCUAAAAAAAAGGAUUGAUAGUUCUCUGCUUUUUUUAAUUAGCUUUUAUUGAACCUAUAACACUUAAAGAAUUUAAAUUCUUGUAGAUCCUAAAACUCAAGAGUUUAAUUAUUUAAUUUGCUGUGAAUGAAUUUAAUAAAUUAUUUUAUUUUGAUUUUUAUCUAAUAAACCUACCUUGUUUUAUGAUUUUUAAAUUUGAGCAUAUUAUUUUUUAGAUAUAAAAACUAGAUCACAAGAUUUCAAAGCUUAGGAAGUAUGGUG